UUCAACAUACCAGCUCGAAGAGUUUGCACUUGAGCUUCUUUCAUGGUAGCACCGAUAUUCCACAGUGCUAGAGUGCGACGCCUGUCGGUACUGGGCUUGACAUUGGGGAUAGUUUUCGCUUCUCUGUCAACUGCAAGCGCAUUUUCAGCGACUAGUCGCCAACUCUACCAUAGCGCACAGUCAAGCUUCUUUCGAAAUCGGCAUUCACAGAGGCUUUGCGCAACUCGAAAACCUACUUUAAGGCGGAGUAUUCGAAGCCCUAUGCAACGGUCGUCUUUAAGACGAACCGUUGUGCAGUUACCGAUGAUGACAAUCAAUUCAUUCUCGGAACCGGACCGAGCUCUCGCCUUUUGGAUCAUUGCCUUUGCUUCUUCGCACAUUGGGAUGUCGGCUACUCGCAAUCGACUCAUUAUUCUAGCAGGUGAAUUUGCUGACAGGUUCGGACUGGUUGGUACUGCAGGCUGGAAGUUGCCAUCAUUCUGGCCUGGAGACAAAGUGGCGGGCCAACAAAUAUGGCCCGACACGGAAACGACUGGUAGGCAAAUAUAUCGAAUUGGCUACACAUCCUUGUCAUCUAUUACGCUCGGCAACGCUUUGGCUUUCUAUCUGCAAUCGUCGUCGGCAACGACAGAACCGUUGGGGCCGUCCUUGUGGUUCGCGGUGGCCGUUGUAGCCAACACGGCUUCCCUGUCUUCGUUGGCCAACGCCUCCCCGCUCGGACUCAUGCCGGGCUUUCAAGCUUCCAGUACAGUCAGCAGCGUCUCGGAGCUUCGAUUGGAACGCAACGAUACCUUGAAGUUCAAAGUGCAAGGCUUGACAAGGAUCACGCGGCAUCCGUUAAUUUUACCAGUAGUGCCCUGGGGCGUUGCCAACGCGUUCUUACUUGGUGGAAGACCUUGCGACUGGCUGUUGUUUGGCGGAUUAUCAUUGUACGCAGUGGCGGGAUGCACGGCGCAAGAUUUGCGCAUUUCUCGCCAGGAAGGAUCUGUUGGGACAGUUUUUCAGGCCAAUACCGUAGAUCAAGAGCCGCUACAAUCGUUUUUCGAAGCCACUUCAUUUGUCCCUUUUUUGGCCAUAUUCGAUGGCCGACAAAAUCUGGCUGACACCGUACGAGAAACGCCGUGGUUGGCGGUUGCGAUCUCCAGUGUUCUUGGUUUUGUCAUUGAGGAAAAUAUGGUUGCGUUUCUGCAGAGCUAUUCUUACUGAGACACAUGGUGACUGUUGUUCACUGACAAGCAAUCAGAAAACAAGUGUGGACGGGGGAAGCAUAGGCAGUAUGCCCAAGUCUAGAUCGUCCCUUAUCUAGAGCGGACCGACUCGUCCUGAAAGAAACGCAUGGAGAGAAAUAAUAUCAGAGAGCCGACCAUAAAACAUUUACGACGCCUU
Phaeodactylum tricornutum CCAP 1055/1 is the source of this 1386-nucleotide messenger RNA. RefSeq lists its product with no specific name. The transcript has a single exon. Bases 43 to 1206 code for a protein of 387 amino acids. The record is from RefSeq and is a predicted model, not a curated record. NCBI's taxonomy places the organism in Eukaryota, Bacillariophyta, Bacillariophyceae, Surirellales, Neidiaceae.